Molecule: messenger RNA, 2286 nt
Organism: Fusarium pseudograminearum CS3096
Lineage: Eukaryota; Fungi; Ascomycota; Sordariomycetes; Hypocreales; Nectriaceae
Exons: 5
Coding region: 1-2286 (761 amino acids)
Biological process (GO): cytoplasm to vacuole targeting by the Cvt pathway; autophagy; Golgi organization
Cellular component (GO): COG complex; cis-Golgi network; membrane
Source: RefSeq, a predicted model, not a curated record
AUGUAUGAAGACUCGUGGUAUACGAUGAUGCCCGAUCUGGGCACCAGUAAAAAGAGUCAAUCCAAUAGCAGUCCUGGACAUCGUCGCAAAGAGUCCUUGCUACAACAGCCCAACGAAACGACCCAAAUACACGAAAUCCCGGCGCCAAUGCCCAAUGUAUAUGAAGAAAUUGAAGAUACCGAUACUCCACCAGAACCGACUGUCAUUCGCCGCGCCAACUCAUACUCUGACUUCUAUCGUGUGGUCAAGGAGCAGCUGUCCAAGGAUACGAGACCACGCCCGGAAAAGACGGACAAGAAGAGCAGAGCAUGGGAAGCUUUGUUUCUUCCCGACUCUAGCAAUGACAUCGAUGCGCAUGAGCCGAGCGCCUUUGAAUCAUUUGACGAGCAAUUGCUAGAUGCUAGUCAACAACAAUACCUACUGUAUCGCGACCAGCUCGCACUAACAGAGCGCCACCUGGACGGACUUAUCGAUGAUGCAAACGCGACUCUUAAACUUCUCACAUCUCUGUCAAACUCAUUCGGUUCCGUCGAGGCGCAAACAUCAACUUUCCAAUCACAAUGCGAGGAACUUUUGACAGAACAAAGGAGGCUAGAAGAGCUGGCCAAUGAAGUUGGAACCGACCUUCAUUACUACGCCUACCUUGACAAUGCGACAAGACGUCUCAAUGCGCCGGGCGCCAGUCGAUUGGUUGAUGAUGCAUCGUUCGGAGAGAUGGCUGAGAACAUUGACUCUUGUAUUGUGUUUAUGGAGGAACAUCCCUCGUACCGCGAUCGUGACACUUACCUUGCCCGAUACACUGCUCUGCUCACAAAGGCUCUGCAUCUUCUCGAGCACGGUUACAAGACCACGAUAGAAAAGGUGUCUCCUGAAAUUGGACGACAAAUCAUCGCCACGAAAUCCGAGUCUGCUCGCCAUGCACUUGCAUAUGGACGCUUCCAAGAGAUGAUGCUGGACUCUUACGGCCUGAUUCCCAACGUUCACCAAACGGUGCGUCGAGCGUACGACUCAUAUGGCCAGCGGAACGAGUCCUGCACACAUUUUGAGACGUAUGCGAACACAGCUAAUAACAUCAUCCACAACCAUUUAACGACAAGAGACCGGGACCUCAAGGUAUUGACGCAAUCUGAUAUUGCGGAGUUCAACAAAGAGGUCAAGGACCUGUCAGCCGAGACAGCGUCACGUAACUUUAUCAAGCAAUGCUUUGAGCGCAUGUACAACGAAGAGAAUCUCUUCAUGAAACUGUUUGGUGUGGAGCCUGUCUGGACACAAGCGUCUGAUUCCGUUUUCCAGGCCAUCAAGGCCAUCAACACCACUAUUGCCCAUCCCGGUAACUUGACACCACUAGUGACCAAUCUUCAAACAGUACUUCAAGCUGCGCCGCUAGAAAUAACCUGCAAUGUCGUAGGCUUGCUUGCGAACGAAUAUUUCGGUACUGACUUGGACGACAUGGAGUCGCCAUACUUUCUCAAGUGUAAACAAUACACUUCACAGCUCCUCGCGCAUCACCUGUGGCCUUUGACAGACACCGUAUUUGAGGCAGAAGUAACAAAAACAAUUGCAAAGGCUCCUCUCCAAGACGCUUCUUUAAAGAUAGGCCCUGUCGUGGGCGGAGUGGCAUCGUCAAACGCUCAUCCUCUAGUGAAGCAGGCUAUAAAACUCCUGAGUAUGUACGAGAAUUGCAUGCCAAAGGAGAGAUCGUCGAAAAAUAGUUCAGUUGUCUUCAACAUUGUGCGAGAUACUAUUCAAGUACUCCAACGCGCAGAAUCAAGAAUACAGUCGUUGAAGGCUGGUACAGAUCCUGACCUCUUCAUGGUCAAGAACUUGCUUAUCAUCAAGAACGAGCUGGUGUCACUCGAGAUUGGUGAUAUCAGAAACCACGGUGCUUCAAUGCAGCACUUUGUCCAUAUUUGGGAUACACUAAGUCCUCAAAACUGGGUUGGGUUCUUUUCAAAUAUUAUCGGGGGUGGUCUCUGGUCUCGAGGCACGCCGUCAGUGACAGCCAAGACGCUAACAGUCGAGGAUAUGAAUGAGCAACUGGACGAGCUGUUGCGCCAGUCAAUCUACAAUUUCACACAUCGAUGGGGUUCUCUUAUGAACGAUUCUCAGAACAGGAAGCCUGGCGUGAAGCCAAUUGCCAAGGUAGAGGCCGAAUUAGAAAGUUUGCUCAUGACUGCAUUCAGCAAUCAACCUGAAGUAGUCGGGAAGCUCAAGGAGGCCAUUGAGCAGCAUGCGCAAGCGCAGAACGAUGCAAAAGAUGAGAAGCAAGGAGCCAAGCGAUACUGA